Molecule: messenger RNA, 2591 nt
Organism: Coregonus clupeaformis (lake whitefish)
Lineage: Eukaryota; Metazoa; Chordata; Actinopteri; Salmoniformes; Salmonidae
Product: cyclin-J-like
Exons: 6
Coding region: 1-1263 (420 amino acids)
Biological process (GO): regulation of cyclin-dependent protein serine/threonine kinase activity; mitotic cell cycle phase transition
Cellular component (GO): cytoplasm; cyclin-dependent protein kinase holoenzyme complex; nucleus
Molecular function (GO): cyclin-dependent protein serine/threonine kinase regulator activity
Source: RefSeq, a predicted model, not a curated record
AUGGCGAUUGGUGGACCGUGGGCACGACUCACUACUGGCAAGAUGGAACGCGAGGGGCAGUGGCGGAAGAGCCAGCUCGCUGCAGAUAUCCACACGUCUCUACGAAUAAAGGAGCUGAAGUUGCCCACCUACAAGUCCCACUCUCCUCAGAUUGGGAUGCGGCGUUACUUUGCUGACCUGCUGGCUGUCCUCAGUAACCGCUACCAACUGUGCCCAGCGGCUCGCCACCUGGCCGUCUACCUCCUGGACUUGUUCAUGGACCACUACGACGUGGCAGUCCGCCAGCUCUACGUCAUUGCCCUCUCCUGCCUCCUCCUAGCCAGUAAGUUUGAGGAGAAGGAGGAUCGUGUACCAAAGCUGGAGCAGCUAAACUCUCUGGGCUUCAUGUGCAGUCUGAACCUGUCCCUGAGCAAGAAGGACCUGGUCAAGAUGGAGCUCCUCCUCUUAGAGACGUUUGGCUGGAACCUGUGCAUGCCCACGCCGGCCCACUUCAUAGACUACUACCUCCAUGCUGCUGUACAGGAGGGAGACCUGCACAAUGGCUGGCCCCUCUCCUCCCUCAACAAGACCAAAGCCUUCAUGGACAAGUACACACACUACUUCCUGGAAGUCUCACUGCAAGACCAUGCCUUCCUGAGCUUCCGGCCGUCCCAGGUGGCAGCAGCCUGCAUUGCGGCGUCCCGCAUCUGUCUCCAAAUCACCCCAAGCUGGUCCACCGUUCUCCACCUGCUCACCGGAUACUCCUGGGAACACCUCACUCAGUGCAUCAAGCUCAUGCUGCUUGCCCAUGACUACGAUGUGAAACAGGCCAACAAAUCCAAGUCCAACUCUCCGUCUGUCCAGAGUCCUCUCCAACCCCAGGCCCUUUCCUCAACCUCUACAGUCUCUGUCUCCACCCUGAAACAACCCUUACCUACCUCCCAGCAGCUGCUCUUCCAGACAGGUGGCUACCAGCAGCACCUCACCCAGCACUCCACUCCCCUUUCCCAGCUGCACAUGCUAGGUGAGUCCCAGGCUCUGGGCCCUGUCAGGUCUCGGGACUACCUCCAAGCCCACCAGACAGGGCUCCUCACAGGCUCGGUUUCUCAGGGUGUCUUCCCCUCCUACCCCAGCCUGGCCUCAGGGCUGCGCUCCUCCCUUCCCCUGCAGGGACCCAUCUCCAUGCAAGUGGCCCUUGCUGCAGAGCCCCGUCACUGCCUGUCGUACGGGGGAGGCUACCUGGGCUCCCAUCACACCUUCACAGCAGGCUGCUUCGACAGGUGACACCAGGAGAGGGAGGAUAAACGGAACCUGGGGCAGUCAGUGUCCUCCUCCAUCCGUCCUGACCUCAUCCACUGGGGACAAAGGAAACCAAAACAAAGAAGCAAUGUCAAUGCAGAUGUUGCUGAGGUCAUAGUAUUGACCUAACAAAGGCCCUACCUAUUUGAAAUGAGACACUAUUUGUGAUGAGCUGUUUACAUACAGUACAUACUGUUCCCUUCACGUGACUGCCUGCUCUAUGCUGAGAGACUGUGAGGCUGGUUUGGCCACUGUGAUUCUGCUAUCAACUGUGGUUGUGUGGAGCCCCUGCUUCCACGUCAGUUCUCUCAAUGUGGGACUGCUGUUUUUUAUACUAUUAUCUUUCAAUGCGGCUGCCUUAAACAAAAUGAUGACUUUAUGAUCAUGAAAGUAGUCUGUCCUAGCUAUUGUUUACAUGAUCUAUACCAUAUCAGGGUUUGAAGUAUUACUUGAAAGAAUAUGUAUUUAAACAGCUGUGUAAAUUCAUUUCUUUUUUGAUGUUGUGUUUUUAACUUCUACUGGGUGAAAAUAGUGUGUAUUGUAAUGUAGGAGAUGCCUCGCUAGGAUUUCUGACCCAUCUUUGGCCUUGGCUGGUGUAGAGUAGACUCCAUCUUGUUUUGCCUUUCUGGUGCCCCUGGAAGCAGAUGGAGCCAUGGUUCCCAGGGGAACAGCCACAUCAGUCCUCUCAGCACAUCAAACCACAGGGGAGGAAGUGAUGCUUUACUAGCUAGUCCCCAGGGGGGCAAAGCAACACUUUCUCCUCAGUUCAUGUAAAUUCUCCUGACUGGUACCAUUUCAUCUGUGUGUCUUUGACUGAAACCCAUGAAAGUCACACAACCCUCACUGGAACAGCUACUGUUGCUCUCAUUGCCACAAGGACCUUGAGCAGCUAAUGACACCAUGAUCACGUUGGGAAGGCUUCUGCACAGGAUAGCUUGUAGUUCAAUUUCGCUGACAUUCUCAUCUGGUCAUACUACUAAUACUACUACUGAUGUCCUACCACACUCUCCAGGGGGGUUGCUAUUUGUGUAGUUUUACUGCAAUUUACUGUACCUGUAAAAUGGACCUUGCUUGAUCAGAUGGAAAGAGUGCCACCAAACAUGAUACAUCCUAUAAAAUGAGCGAAAGUAUAGUUGACCUUAAAGCUGGAAUCCUUAAGGGUGAAAGUGCCAUGUCUGUUUGCGAUAUUACAACAAAGAAGUUACUGCAAACAGCAAACACUUUUUUCCCCCUUGGACACCAUUGCACACAUGAUAGAACAGCAGCAUACAGUGCAUUCGGAAAGUAUUCAGACCCCUUGACUUUUUCCAAUA